CUUAACCCAGUCCCAUAUCAUGCCGAAUAUAUGGGCCACAAACUACACCUUGAUCAAAAUGAGAAGCUUGUGAUGUUCGGUGUAACGCACGUUUUGGCAGUUGAUGGCUACAGCAGCAAAAUUAUUGCCAAUGCUACAAUGCCAGUGAAAAACAACCUCGUAAUUUAUGAAGAAGUUUACAGAUCUGCUGUAGUUAACUAUGGCAUGUGGGACCAGCUCAGGGUUGACCAUGGUAGGGAAUUUUACAUGUCCCUAUACAUGCAAGAGAAGCUGUCAAGACGCAGACAACCAUACCUCCAAACAGCUUCAACAAUGAAUCUUAGAGUUGAAAGGAUUUGGCCUGAAGUGAACAAUCGGGUGAACUACCCAUUGAAACAGGCCCUGGUGCACCUGCUAGACCAAGAAGUCAUCAACAUGGAGGACAGUAUGACUAAAUUCUGCACUUCAAACCUGGCAUGUCAGUUAAGCCAAAUUGGACUAAAUAGAGUAGUGCAGGCAUGGAAUGCUCAUAGGAUCCCAGGCCGUGGAAUACCCAAUGAACUUGCAGCAAGUGGAUGUCCAUCAAAAAUUUCAGAUGAGCUGCUGCCCAAUGCCUCUGUUGUGGCAAAUAUGUACGAGCAGGAGUUGGGAUCGUCGCUGACUUGGACGUCUACCUUUGGAACGGACCCCUUUUCCUCUGAGGAGGACAGAUGUCAUGCAGAGCAGGACUUUGUAGAAAAGUAUCCAGACAUCUCUCUACUUUUCAAUGAAGCAGUGAACGGUGAAUAUAGCCUUUUUCAGGAUGCAUUGCUUUACCUCAUAAAUGUAACCCAAAGAUAUGUAUGA
Messenger RNA from Megalobrama amblycephala (Wuchang bream), 825 nucleotides. RefSeq lists its product as uncharacterized. Bases 31 to 825 code for a protein of 264 amino acids. NCBI's taxonomy places the organism in Eukaryota, Metazoa, Chordata, Actinopteri, Cypriniformes, Xenocyprididae. The record is from RefSeq and is a predicted model, not a curated record. The transcript has 4 exons.